ACCGGUAAACUGACACGGUGUUACAAAUUCAUUAAUCCCAAUUCGGCGGAUUGGGGCGAAAUUCAUUAACACCACUAGAUCGCAUGUUUUGAAAGUAUUUCCUUGAUGUUUACGCUGGGCCGCACACAUCUGUACGCAUAUUGAUCUACCUGUCGGUGUUUCACCUGAACAAUUUAUAUCCUAGGAGUUUUCGUAUCUAGGACACCAGUACAGUUACUGUUAACCUCCAUUCGCCUGUUGUGUCAUGCUGACUGUUGUCCUGCUAUGGUUCUAUUUUCGAGACAUAUCCUACUAUUUUCUGGACUCCUGUGAACUCUAUAAAAAGAAAAAGAUGGCGAAGUCAGAAAUACAGCGCUGUCUAGACUGGCUUUUCGAGCAACAGAGCGAGUUGGAAGGAGCCUCGUUUGGGUCCGGUCAGUCGGGUGUUCACGAAGCGUUCCGGAGACUCGAGUCACAGACCCAGGAAAUCAAGAACUUCAAAGCUAAAAUCGACAAAGCUACCAAGAAACCCGACGUCAAGGAUGAUGAUGUAUCUAAACUUAAUGGAAAAUACGCAGCUGUCGAGUCUGUAGUUGUAAAGAGAGCGUCUUGCCUUCAAGUGAUUUCGCAAAUUUCGUCUUUAGAAGGCUUGCUGAAGGGUCUGACGACUGAGUUUGACCAAAAGGUUGUGCACAUGGUGAACGAGGGGGACGAUAAGAAGCAGGGAUCUGUCGAUCAGACCAAUGAGAGCCUGGCCCGAACUGCGCAGAACUGUAUCGCGGCGGUGCGCACGAACUGGCGAUGGAUCGAAACCGUGAUGAAGUGUUCAGAGGUGCACCUCAAGAACGCGGGGGCCUUCCAGGAGUUUUUCCACGAGGUGGAUGAAGCGGAAUACUGGAUGCAGACGACACUGUCACGAAUCCACAUGUCGUUUGACCGGAAGCAGCUCACUGGAGACAGGGCAGACGUGGAGAGCAUUCAAAGGGAGAUAAAAGAUGUGUUGACGGCGUAUCUUCAGUGGCAGACCAAAGUGGACUACUUGUUAGAGAAAACCAGACAGGUCGUGCCGGUCCGACAGCGAGUGAAGAAACUGGACGAACCACGCCCCGUCCUCGCCCUCGCCGACUACAAAACAAACGAAAUUGAGUUUAUUGAAGGAGAGACUCUAAUGCUCAUGGAUAACACUAAAAAAGAAGAAUGGCUGGUCCAGAAUGAGCGAGGUCAGACUGGACUGGUUCCCGCUGUUCUGGUUCUCAUCCCAGCGCCAGCCGCUGACGCAGUCGACGCCGCCAUCAAGUUACGCCUCCAGCUACUGUCGCUGUGGACGAUGAGCGUCAAGCGACUGGGUUACCAGUUGGUCGCCUUCAUGAUCAUCGUCUUCAAAGACUGGAGCGAGGACGAGAAAACCAAUGACAAGAUGGCGGAAAAGGUCGCGGUGCUGCAGGCAAUGAAGGACGAAGACAAAGUGGAACUGCUGAGGAUCCUCAAGUACAUCGAGAAGAGCCUGCAGCCCAACUGGAGCGAGUACUCCGACUACCAGGAGCUCGAGGAGCGCAUGCUCAGACUGAAGAUGAUACUCGAAGAGUCCCCAGCAGGGCAAACCACGAAUGAUGAACUGGUCAUGAAAGUUAUUGUUCAAGUCAAACUGUUGGAACAGCUGUUGAACAAAUACAGGGAUUUCUGGGCGUACUGGGAGACAUUCCGGGUGAUUGUAGAACUGCUCAAGCAGCCGAAAUAUCUGCUGGUGUGUAACCGGUGGGACGAGCUGCGAUACAUCACCACGGCGCACUUCGUCAGGUUUUGGGACACAGAACUUAAAAUCGAGGACCCCAAGAAACUGGCGAUAGAAAACAUUCAGAAAUCCGAGUCGUUGACCCUGCACGAGACGCCCAAGGAGGCGAUGCCGGCCAGCACGGACGUUGUCAUAGAUACGGAGAAAGAAGAAACCACCAGCGAGGAAGUGACCACCACGUUUACAGAGGAGUGCCUCACUUACGUCAUCAAGAGUGUUGUCGACCCUAAAACUAAACGCGAGAUCUCCCUGCACGACGCCGUCAUGAUCGGCCUGAUCGACCAGAACCGCGGCACCUACUACAACCCGGUGACGCGCGAGACGAUGACGGUCGACCAAGCGAUCAACCGGCAGCUGGUGAUCAUGGAGCUGGUGUCCACGACGAAGGUGAAGGAGGAGAAGCAGACGUUCGGCCUGAUCACGAUCACCGUGACGCGGGAGACGCACCCCUACACCAUCAAGUACGUGCUCGACCCCAGCACAGAGGAGAAGCUCGCCGUCUCCAAGGCCAUCGACAAGGGCAUCCUCGACACCAACAACGGCACGUACAAGACGGAGACUGGGGAGAUUAUGGCCAUCGCCGACGCUAUCUCCAGCGGCUUGAUCGUGGUGGAGUACCACACCGAUGAAGACGGCGACGGCGGCAACGGCAAGCCUGAGGUGGUUACCAAGACGUACUCCGUGCACGGGGUGGUGGACCAGGUGAAGAAGGACAAGGUCUCGUUCCAUGAGGCAGUCAGCCAGGGCCUGCUGGACAGCAAGACGGGCGACUACAUCAACAACAAGACCGGGGUCAGGGUGCCCGUGCAGGAGGCCAUCAUGAAAGGAUUCAUCAAGGCCCGCAUCGUGACAGACCCCAGCAAGCUCGACAUAGGCGCCGAGAACAAGAUCGUCAUACAGAAGUUCGAGAGCGCCAAGACCAAGUUACUGAGGUCGGUAAAAGCCGUACGGGCCAUGAAAAAAUAAUUCUGAGUAAAUCGGCAUCUGAAGCGGCAGGGGAGGGGCAGGGUUCCUGAGGCAGUUCGUCAACUCUUCACUAUUACAUAUUAUUCACAACUUAAACAAUCAUUCGUAGAAAACUAGCAUAGCAACCCUUGCAAUUGCCCACGGCAAUCGGCAAUAACACGGAGAUUGCCGUGGAGCUUUUAAUUCUCCACGGCAUUUUUCUGCCUUGGACUGUAUUCAGGUGGGGUGAGGGGGUUCAACGGCAUGGACAUUUUCUUAAUUGUAGGAGUUGCAUAGCCGUCUGAAGAGAAAGGGAGGGGCAGGGUACAGGGGUCAGUGCUCACUAACUCUGAAGAGAAAGGGAGGGGCAGGGUACAGGGGUCAGUGCUCACUAACUCUGAAGAGAAAGGGAGGGGCAGGGUACAGGGGUCAGUGCUCACUAACUCUGAAGAGUUUGUUUUGUUACCAAUUUAAAAGGAGAAGAGUGAAGUACACUGUCCUAUAACUUUGAAGAUUAUGUCUUGCUUUUUAUUACCCCUGAGGAUUCGUCAACAUGAUAGGGAGGAUGCAGGGGUACCGUCCUCCCAACUCUAAAUAUUAUGUAUUGAUAGGGAGCGGGGUGCAGGGGGUGCUGCCACCUCCAACUAGAGGUUAUGUAUUGCCGUUCCCCAACUUGAAAAGG
This is a messenger RNA of Gigantopelta aegis, 3398 nucleotides long. RefSeq lists its product as uncharacterized. The coding region runs from base 245 to 2737 and encodes 830 amino acids. Gene Ontology annotation, biological process: wound healing; intermediate filament cytoskeleton organization. Gene Ontology annotation, cellular component: cytoskeleton; intermediate filament; membrane. Gene Ontology annotation, molecular function: protein binding; structural molecule activity. The record is from RefSeq and is a predicted model, not a curated record. Lineage: Eukaryota; Metazoa; Mollusca; Gastropoda; Neomphalida; Peltospiridae. The transcript has 18 exons.